AUGUCAACAACAUGGAGUCCGCCGCAAAAGAUGAUUGUGGAGCCUCUAUAAAUAAAACUCGCGAACUAUGGAAUCCUAACGCCAUUACUAUCUUCGUGCAAUGGAGUGAUCAGUGGAAUUAACUAUUUCGACUUAGUGUUUCUGUGGAUGCCAAAGAGCAUCGUGCAUCAGUACUCAUGGCUUGCAACUGGGCAAAUGGAGAUUACUUUUCAGAACUCAUGUGCACAGAUAAAAGAGCGCAUGUGGCUUUGGAACUGCUUGUCGACGACUUGCACGCAAACAAAGACAGGACCAUCACAAAAUUCUUGUGCCAUUCUGGGUCGGAGGAUUUUCUCUGGGGACUCGUGCGUCUUCUCGCAAACGAUAACCCUCGAGUUGCAGGAAAUGCGGCUUAUAUUAUUGGCACACUUGCUGAGUCUGAGAUGGGAUGCCUGCGUAUCUUGGCUCUAGCCAACAGUCAGAAUCCUGAGACCAGUGGUAUUCUGAAUGACCUGACAAACAUGCUUACCUUUGAUGAUACCGAGAGUGUCAUGAAUGCAGCAGGCACCAUGGGAACACUGGCAGAGAGCACAGAAGGUCGACAAUGGAUGUUGUCACAGACCUGCGUGCAGGAGAUGGUUCAGUACAUUACUGUACUGCUUGGCAACCAGAAUCUGUGGACUGCUAGCAAUGCAGCUCUAGUCUUGGCCAGGAUUUGCAUCUCUGAAGAUGGCUGCAAUGUGAUACUAUCUCAUCCCCAGUCCAAAAAUAUACUGUCCAGGCUGGUGACAGCAUUAGGAGUGGAUGAAGCAGGUAGGGGUAUGAAUGCUGCCUUUGCCAUUGGCCGGCUGUGUGACAUGGAUGUUGGUCGACAACAGCUUUUAACGCUGCCAGAAUCUGAGAAAAUGAUUUCGUCCUUGGCAAAGAUGCUGAGCUGUGAAGACACAGGGGCCAGCAAGAAUGCAUGCUUUGCACUCAGUUGCCUAGCAACCAGCUUGGAGGGUCACAACCGCCUACUGCUGAACAUGCACUCUGAUGCUGUGCUUCAGACUCUUGCUCAGUUGCUAAAUGCUGAAGACAGUGAAACUGGAUGGUUUGCAGCCAUGACACUCAGAACUCUUGCCAGCCAACCCAAGGGCUGUCUGCGGUUGCGUGAAAACACCCAGGUCAUUAAUGCCUUAAAGCUGAUGCUGAUUCAGUCAGAUGUGAACCCUGACCUAAAGGAAGAGGCCGUAAUCACACUGGACAUCCUUAAGCGUUUGGAUCGUCCAUUUUCCCCUACUGCCAUUGUGAAAGGAGCCAAUCAUGUUUCCUUGACAUGGGAAGCUGUGACAACAAAAAGUGGAUUACCCAUCACAUAUCAGCUUUAUGAAGGUAUAUGCGCUGUCACUUGUGUCUUUUGUGCUCUUUUUGAAACCAGUGCUGAUCACCUGCAUCUGGCAUUGGCAGUAACUGUGGAAGAAAGUUGGGCUGUUAGCUGA
Messenger RNA from Pomacea canaliculata, 1460 nucleotides. RefSeq lists its product as uncharacterized. The transcript has 9 exons. NCBI's taxonomy places the organism in Eukaryota, Metazoa, Mollusca, Gastropoda, Architaenioglossa, Ampullariidae. The record is from RefSeq and is a predicted model, not a curated record. Bases 177 to 1460 code for a protein of 427 amino acids.